AUGUUUGUAGGAAAGUCCAACCUUAUGGAUGCCAUCAGCUUCGUGUUGGCAGAGAAGACAAGUAACCUGCGUGUGAAGACUCUGAAGGAUCUAAUCCAUGGAGCGCCUGUAGGGAAGCCAGCUGCCAACAGAGCCUUUGUCAGUAUGGUGUACCAGGAAGAUAAUGGAGAAGAACGUGCCUUCACAAGAGUCAUUAUUGGUUCUUCCUCUGAGUAUCGCAUCAACAAUAAAGUAGUGGGCCUGCCUGAGUACAGUGAAGAACUGGAAAAACUUGGAAUUCUGAUAAAGGCUAGGAACUUCUUGGUCUUUCAGGGAGCUGUUGAGUCUAUUGCUAUGAAGAACCCCAAAGAGCGUACGGCGCUGUUUGAAGAGAUCUCCCGUUCAGGAGAGCUGGCCCAGGAGUAUGACCGGAGGAAGAAGGAGAUGGUGAAAGCAGAGGAGGACACGCAGUUCAACUAUCAUCGCAAGAAAAACAUCGCCGCAGAGCGCAAAGAGGCUAAGCAAGAGAAAGAAGAGGCCAAAAUUAAGCAGAAGAUCCGUGAAAUCGAGGAAAACCAGAAACGCAUUGAAAAACUGGAGGAUUAUAUUUCCACCAGCAGGCAAUCACUAGAUGAGCAGAAGCGUAUGGAGGAAGAGCUGACUGAGGAAGUGGAGAUGGCCAAAAGGAGGAUCGAUGAGAUCAAUAUGGAGCUUAAUCAGGUGAUGGAGCAGCUUGGAGACGCCAGAAUCGACAGGCAGGAGAACAGUCGCCAGCAACGUAAGGCCGAGAUCAUGGAGAGUAUAAAAAGACUCUAUCCUGGCUCUGUGUAUGGGCGUCUGAUCGACCUGUGUCAGCCCACUCAGAAGAAAUAUCAAAUCGCUGUGACUAAAGUGUUGGGUAAGAACAUGGACGCCAUCAUUGUUGACUCAGAGAAGACUGGCAGAGACUGUAUUCAGUACAUAAAGGAGCAGAGAGGAGAGCCGGAGACCUUCCUUCCUCUUGAUUACCUUGAA
This is a messenger RNA of Neolamprologus brichardi, 993 nucleotides long. NCBI's taxonomy places the organism in Eukaryota, Metazoa, Chordata, Actinopteri, Cichliformes, Cichlidae. The record is from RefSeq and is a predicted model, not a curated record.